AGGAAAUAAAUGCAUGAAUUAGUUUUUCAGCAUCACUCUGAGACAAGACCUUUCUAAUUUUAGAGAUAAUGCAAGUAGUCCUACAUAUUUGUUUAAUAUGCGCAUUGAAUGACAUAUCCUGGUCAAGUUGUACAGAUCCUGAGGUUCACCAGUCGGUGCUUAUCCCCAGAUUCCAUGGCAUGAAAUGGAUGAGCGUCUGACUCCCCAUGGAUGGAACACCAGUCUGACUCGGGUUACUUCCCCAGCAAACGUUGGUAACCAGCUGGGUGGACUGAGACAAAGCAGAUGAAGUGUUUUAAUCUAAGAACACAGACAGUUUUGAUGAUAACACAGGUUAAUAAACAACUGGGUCUAGCCUCAUUUUAUUAAGACCUCCAGAAAGAAAUGUAUGACAGUCAUUCUGGAGAGGUAGCUGUAGUCAAGUAAUUCAACCCCAAAUCAGAAUCAUUAAAAUUAGUAUUUGAUCAUAAUUAUUCAAAUGAAAAUAAUUAAAAAAAAUUAAUUUGUGUGUAAAUUAAUCUAGAAUAUAUAACAUUUACACUUUCUGAAAUAAGUGACAAAAAUAUUUAACUUUUUCAUAAUCUUAUUUUUUCAGACACACCUGUACAUCCAUUCCUGUGUUUAAGGCUGCAACAGAUUUAAAAAAGCUGUGAUGUGGGUAAUUUAAAAGUACUUAACUUCAACUUUAACUUCAUAUAGCAGCCAAAUAAUGUAGGGGCCAAUGAAGGCUUACACAGGGGUCAAAAAAUAAAACUUACAAUUUUGGCAAAUUGUGAUGUAAAUUACUUGUUGAGUUGAUCAGAUUUUUAAAAAGUAAAAUCAUUCUUCAAAGUAAUGGAUUCUAUUCCAUAUGACCCAAAACAUGAUGAUAAAGCACAACAGAUGGUGCAAACUAUUAAAAAAAAAUUGUAUUUGCACAACCAAAUAUUUGAAUCACAUUUUAUCAAAACUGGAGCAGCUUUAACUUUUGACGUUUGUACAAAUUGAAACUGACCAUUGCCAUAAUUUUAUCUGUUCAUAACAUUCACUCAUAGAUCAUCCAAACUAUACCUUUUUGGCAUAUUUAUCUGUUUUACUUUUAAAUAUGACUGGAGCAUUUUUAAAUGUUGACCCCUGUGUUAUUCUUUAAUGACCCCGACCUGUUUAUUGCUGUCACCCUGAUGGCCACCAUACAUUUUAUGUAGGUUGUAGAAUACUCGGUUUGGAUUAAUGCAUUUUAGGUGGUACUGAACUACCUACCUGUUCUAUUACACACAACUAUAAGAAGAGUAUUUAAGAAUUAACUUUUUCUCACUUUUUGUAAGUUAUGACACAAUAUUGUUUUAUAAAGACACUGUUGAAGUGAAUUGUUUUGUCAACAAAUAAAGGAAAACCUGCUUUUCAAUUCACAGUUUGUCCUAAAAAUGAUUUAACUGUUAAUGUGACACUUUUCACGAAUUUAUUAAAGUUAUAAACCUUGAGGUUUUUCAGCGUGUUGUUUCUGUCGGAUCUUUUAUACGGAUGGAAUAACCGGACGUGCUGCGCCUCAUAAAAAUGUCUGUCGAUGAAUCAAAGUUGAUUUUGGAGGAACACAACAAGACAAAUGGAGACAGACUUCAGUUCUUUGCUCAGAUUAAUGAGGUUCACCCAAAACCAGGAAGCGCCCAAAAACGGUGCAAGUCUUACCAGUGUGGAAAGACUUUCAGGCAGUUAUCUCAUAUAAAACACCACCAGCUCAUCCAUGAUGAGGAAAAACCACACACCAGUGACCAGUGUGACAGAGCUUUUAGUCAGUCAUCUCAUCUAAAACAUCUUAUUGACAGUGAGACAAAAACAUUCACCUGUGACCAAUGUGGGAAAUAUUUCAGCCGCAUCUGUACCCUUCAAAUUCACCAAAGCAUCCACAGUGGAGAUAAACCAUACACCUGUGACCAAUGUGGGAAAUCUUUUAGCCAGUCAUCAAGCCUAAAACGCCAUCAACACAUCCACAGUGGAGAGAAACCGUACACCUGUGACCAAUGUGGGAAAUCUUUUAGCCAGUCAUCAAGCCUAAAACGCCAUCAACACAUCCACAGUGGAGAGAAACCGUACACUUGUGACCAAUGUGGGAAAUCUUUCAGACAGUUAUCGAAUCUACAACAACACCAGCGUUAUCACAGUGGAGAGAAACCGUACACAUGUGACCAAUGUGGGAAAUCUUUCAACCGGUUAAAUACCGUGGAAAGUCACCAACGCAUCCACAGUGGGGAGAAACCAUACACCUGUGACCAAUGUGGGAAAUCUUUUAGCCAGUCAUCAAGCCUAAAACGCCAUCAACACAUCCACAGUGGAGAGAAACCGUACACUUGUGACCAGUGUGGGAAGUCUUUCAGUCAUUUAUCGAGCCUAAAACACCAACACUUACACAGUGGAGAGAAACCAUAUGUCUGUGGCCAAUGUGGGAAAACUUUCAGGCAGUCAUCUGCCAGACAAAAACGCCAACACAUCCACAGUGGAGAGAAACCAUGCACUUGUGACCAAUGUGGGAAAUCUUUCAACCGGUUAAAUACCCUGGAAAGUCACCAACGUAUCCACAGUGGAGAGAAACUGUACACCUGUGACCAAUGUGGGAAAUGUUUCAGCCAGUUAUCGAGCCAACAACAACACCAACGCAUCCAUAGUGGAGAGAAACCGUACACCUGUGACCAAUGUGGGAAAUCUUUCAGACAGUUAUCGAAUCUACAACAACACCAGCGUUAUCACAGUGGAGAGAAACCGUACACCUGUGACCAAUGUGGGGAAUCUUUCUGCCAUUUAGCGAGCCUACAAAUACACAAACUCAUCCACAGUGGAGUGAAACAGUACAUCUGUGACCAAUGUGGAAGAACUUUCGGCAAGUCAUCAACCUUAAAAACACACCAACGCAUCCACAGUGGAGAGAAACCAUACACCUGUGACCACUGUGGGAAAUCUUUCAGUGUGUUAUGUACCCUGCAAAAUCACCAACGCAUCCACAGUGGAGAAAAACCAUACACCUGUGACCAAUGUGGGAAAUUUUUCAGUCAUUUACCUAGCCUAAAAUACCACCAACGCAUCCACAGUGGAGAGAAACCAUACACCUGUGACCAGUGUGGGAAAUCUUUUAGCUAUUUAUCGAGCCUAAAACAACACCAGCACAUCCACCGUGGAGAGAAACCGUACAUCUGUGGUCAGUGUGGGAAAACGUUCAGUGAGUCAUCUGCCAGACAAAAGCACCAACGCAUCCACAGUGGAGAGAAACCAUACACCUGUGACCAAUGUGGGAAAUCUUUCAGCCAGUCAUCAACCUUAAAAAUACACCAACGUGUCCACAGUGAAUCAGAAUAGCUUUAAUUGCCAAGUAUCCACAGAAUACAAGGAAAUUGACUUCGGUUGAGCUGCACUCUCCCUGUACGGCAUGUAUAAAUAUGCACUGUUGUUGGUCAUUCAGCUGCUCCCGGUUUGUGUUCGGGGUCGCCACAGCGGAUACAGCCAGAUCCGCAUUGGUAAUUGGCACAAGUUUUACGCCGGAUGCCC
Messenger RNA from Thalassophryne amazonica, 3513 nucleotides. Its product is annotated as zinc finger protein 271-like. The record is from RefSeq and is a predicted model, not a curated record. Gene Ontology annotation, molecular function: RNA polymerase II cis-regulatory region sequence-specific DNA binding; DNA-binding transcription factor activity, RNA polymerase II-specific. Gene Ontology annotation, biological process: regulation of DNA-templated transcription. Lineage: Eukaryota; Metazoa; Chordata; Actinopteri; Batrachoidiformes; Batrachoididae.